AUUAUUAAAAUAUAUCGGUAUACGGGGGUUAACGGCAUAAUCCUAAUAUGCUUAACAACCAAAACAACGGCUACAAAAUACCGCACGUUCCGUAUAAUUGUUUUUAAAAAAAGGCAAACAAAUAGGGUUCCAAUUAUCGCCUUAUUGGGAAUCAAUAACUUUUUGCAACGGAAGCGCGUUGCGGAUACCCAUAUAAAGCAAAAAAAAGGCAAUGUUCGUUUUGGGGGCAAAUCCAUUAAAAUCGAAAGCGUUGCAGCGGCGCUUGUCGCGCGUUUUACGCUUUUUUUUAGCGAAAGUCUUUUUGCCGCGGCGGUUAAAACCCGCCGGGGGGUUACCGGUAAAACGCUUGCGGAAAUUUUAAAAAGCUACAAGCGCAAAAGGGCCCGAUGGACCCGCAAUAUUUAA
Molecule: messenger RNA, 405 nt
Organism: Gaeumannomyces tritici R3-111a-1
Lineage: Eukaryota; Fungi; Ascomycota; Sordariomycetes; Magnaporthales; Magnaporthaceae
Exons: 1
Source: RefSeq, a predicted model, not a curated record